Messenger RNA from Etheostoma cragini (Arkansas darter), 3240 nucleotides. Its product is annotated as myeloid-associated differentiation marker-like protein 2. Gene Ontology annotation, cellular component: membrane. Lineage: Eukaryota; Metazoa; Chordata; Actinopteri; Perciformes; Percidae. The coding region runs from base 915 to 1847 and encodes 310 amino acids. The transcript is spliced from 2 exons. The record is from RefSeq and is a predicted model, not a curated record.
CAGUAUGGAAGGGGAAAGUGUCUGAGGAAGAAUGAGUGACUGAGAGAAAGUGAGAAAAUGAGAGUAGACGUUUAAGAAGAGCGGAUGGUGUCUUUGACUCAUGUGGCCACAUGGAUUCACACUGUGAGCGUUGUACAGCAAUAGAUAACCCGAACAUAUCUGGAUAAUUAAUAUAAUUCUGAGUCGGGACCGGGCUAUUUCAGCUGAAGGGUUGGACCACGUGGUCAGUAUUUCCCAGAGAGCCUUGACUGACAACUGCUGGAUAACCAUCUUGGACUCACAGGAGCUAGAAGUUCUCCUAUAAGGUAGAAUAACCCACUUCAUCAUUACAUAACUACAACCCAACUUUCCUGUUUGCACAGGACUGAAUCUGGAUGUUGCAAUUGAUAAGUCAAUGUGAUCUCUCAGCAGAAGGGUAAGUUUGCCUGCCUGGCCAGCUUGAGCUCUUACCGAAGAUAUCAAAAAGAGAUUUCCCUUGUGUUUUUCACACGUUGUGUCUUAUUCAUCAACUCAGAAAUAGAGUAUCAGAAAGUCCCCACCAACACUGCAAAAAGAGGGGAGUGCAGAGGUGUCAACAGAAUAAUGUACUCAGAGCCCACAUGGGAUAACAACACCCCCUAAAAACACCUGUGCAUCUGAAUAUCCUGCCACAUGUUCAUCAAAGACGCUGGAAGUUUUCAAGACGCUGCAAAGACUCCAGGCUGGAUUUUGAACCCUGGAGCUCCCAAUCACUUCAAUCACACAGUCUUUUGCAGCAGGGACUUUUUGUGGGACUGGCUUGGACUUGAGCUAAAACUUUGAACUGUUUGGACAUUUACUCCACAUCAUCCUCUGUUUUGCUACUACAGUAGACAUCCUUCUUUACCUCUCGAAGACUGCAGAAUAUUUAUUUCUUCUCCUCCACUCACCCAGUCAUGGAUUCACAGGGUGGUCCAUACCUCAAUAAGAGGGCCCUCUGCUCACCUCUGGGUGCUGCUCGCCUCUGUCAGCUGGCCAUGGGCUGUGCUGUGAUUGCCAUGGUAACCCACAGUGCUGGCUACAGCGGUUCACAGGGCGUGUUCUGCAUGGCGGCAUGGUGCUUCUGCUUCGCCAUGACAGUUGUGGUGUUUUUUCUGGAUGCCACUCGUCUCUACAGCUGCCUUCCCAUAUCCUGGGACAACCUUACCGUCACAUGUGCUGCCUUCGCUACGCUCAUGUAUGUGACAGCCUCUGUGGUUUACCCGCUCUUCUUUGUCCGAUCUGAGUGUCCCUACGCCGGCUGUGAUGUCAGAAAUUUCCGCAUUGCUGUGACCGUCUGUUCCAUCCUGGGGGCUCUGGCCUAUGGGGUUGAAGUGGCCUUGUGCCGAGCCAGGCCAGGCCAGGCUGUGGUGGGCUACAUGGCCACCGUCUCUGGCCUCCUCAAAGUCGUUCAGGGCUUUGUGGCCUGCAUCAUCUUUGGAGCUCUGGCCAACGGGAGCGAAUAUUCCAGAUACGCCGCCACAAUCUUCUGUGUUGUCGUCUAUGCUUUCUGCUUUGCUCUGACCGCACUGGUGGUCGUCAUGACAGUGUGUGGGCGGACCAAGGCUGUGCGCUGCUUGCCUUUUGACCGCUUCGUGGUGGUAUGCACCCUUCUGGAAGUUCUACUCUACCUGAGCGCAUCAGUGGUGUGGCCAGUGUUCUGCUUUGACACAAAAUAUGGCUCUCCGUGGAGACCAUCGUCAUGCCCUCAGGGGAGGUGUCCGUGGGACAGCAAGGUUGUGGUGUCGGUGUUCUCUUUUGUCAACUUCGCACUGUAUGUGGCGGAUCUGAUAUAUUCCCAGAGAAUACGAUUCGUCUCCUCCCAGGUGCGCACCAACUCACGAAUCUAGCACCAUUUUGGUUUGGUUUUACUAUUAUAUUGGCUUAACAGGUUUAAGUUAUUAAUCUGCUUCAUUUGUUUUAUUUUGUUUGUGCAUUUUUUUUUAUAUAUAAAAAUUGAGAGGAAGAGCAAUCCCAGGCCCAGGACAUCCCUGGUGUUGCACGUGGUCUAACACUGAAGUGGCCAGACACCCCAGUUUCAAUGUGAAAACAGUGUGGAAUGUGAACAAGGAAUUUUACCAGUACGUCCCUUCUGCCACACCCCUCUGAGUUGACACCCCAUAUCUUAAGCUCACCCUUUUUGCCCUCUGAGAGAUUUCGGAGGAACAGCUAGCCUCAUCCAAGCAGCCAGGGCUUACUGGUGAUGACCUGCCAAAUCCUCCAAAAACUAUUCUUGACCUGCGACACACACACACACACGCACACGCACCCACACCCACACACACACACACACCUUAUAUUUAUGCUCAAAUAAUACAUAAAGUCUUGACUAUAAAUAGUAAAUCUGGUAUGGCAUCUCUGGCAUCCCUGUCAUCUGCAAACCCCUCGCCAGCGAUCUAUGGACAUCAGCCAGGCUGCCAAAAAUAAACAUGAACUGUCUGCACUCAUAGUGAAGCAGUGAGACAGCAUUUUAAAGAGGCUGGUGUCUUUAAAAGCUCUCUAUAAAAUGCUUCCUCCAGUCAAUGAUAAUAAAAGAAAAGUAAAGCCCAUUUCAGCAAAGCCACUGCUAAGAUGACUGGCAGUUUGACUGCCUUGUAUUCACAGUCAACUGCACAAUCUGAUCACACUCUGAUCAGAUCUGAUCAUCGUCAGUGUGGCUGAGGAAUUUUUGCACAUUAUUGCAAAAGAAGAACCACGUGACCUAACAUGUCAUUAAACAACAGGUCACAACAUUUCCUUUUAUUACAUUUACACUGGCAGUUGCAAAUUAUUUGUGUGGUUAGAUUAUUUUUGUACAGUGUGACACUAUUGGUACACAGUUUGACAUAGACUUAAAACUUCUUAAAACUGAGCAAUAUUUUGAUAUUCACAAUUGAUCAAAGUACUAUGUGUAUAUUAAAGGUUUAUCUUAUAGUGACAAACCCACAGAGUAACCAAAGAGACAGCAGAUAUCUCCCUGAAGAGUUCGUAGAGACAAAAACUAAAAUGAGUAAAUAUUGGACUUACAUUCAUCAGGUGGCUCCAAAUUAAUGCUAAUGUUGCUCCAAGUCUGCAGGAUGUGUAAGAACAACUUUGCUUAGAUGUUCGCCAUAUCAACUUUAUAAGGUGAUAUUUUGUCAAUGUUGUGUUUACAUCUUGUUGGCUGCCCCCAACUGGCCACAUCAAUUAAUGCACGUUAAGAUAUAACAGUACAAAGAUAUAAAAUAGGUUUACAUGAUAAAAUAAAGACAAACAUAUUCUGUA